ACAAGACGGUUCCGAAGAUUGCACGGGAUCAUCGAAAAGAUAUUAUUCCUGUAAUAUUCAAGAAUGUCCCAGAAAAAGUCUGGAUUUCCGACUGGAACAAUGUGCUGCAUUUAACAGUGUACCAUUUGAGGGAUUGACAUACGAAUGGGUUCCCUACACCAAAGCACCAAACAAAUGUGAACUGAAUUGUAUGCCGAAAGGGGAACGAUUUUAUUACAGACAUAGAAAUAAAGUAAUCGACGGUACAACGUGUGAUGAAGAAAAAUUGGACGUUUGCGUCGAUGGAAAAUGUUUGCCGGUUGGUUGUGAUAAUUUAUUGGGUUCACCGGUAAGAGAAGAUCGUUGUCGUAACUGUGGAGGAGAUGGAUCCAACUGCAACACUGUCCAAGGAAUUUUGGACAUGAAUGAUUUACAGUACGGGUAUACGGAUAUACUUCUGAUUCCGGCAGGUGCUACUAACAUAAGAGUAAGGGAAAUUCAGCCGUCUAAUAAUUAUUUAGCAAUUAGAAACAUUUCUGGACACUAUUACCUGAAUGGUAAUUGGAAGAUCGAUUAUCCUAGAAGUUUGAAAAUCUGCAAUUCCGUUUUUCAUUAUGAGAGGAAAAAGCGAGCACUUUACACACCAGAAAUAAUUACAGCUUUAGGACCAAUUUCAGAAGCCAUUUAUAUUGUG
Diuraphis noxia (Russian wheat aphid) is the source of this 673-nucleotide messenger RNA. It is a transcript of the gene Ppn, whose product is annotated as proteoglycan-like sulfated glycoprotein papilin. Gene Ontology annotation, cellular component: extracellular matrix; extracellular region. The record is from RefSeq and is a predicted model, not a curated record. Gene Ontology annotation, molecular function: serine-type endopeptidase inhibitor activity; metalloendopeptidase activity. Gene Ontology annotation, biological process: extracellular matrix organization; proteolysis. NCBI's taxonomy places the organism in Eukaryota, Metazoa, Arthropoda, Insecta, Hemiptera, Aphididae.